UAAACGACGAAAGGAUAAUCUAAAAUCAGUAGUAAUCGUUUGUGGAAAGCUUACAAAAUCUGAAUUCUUCAGUCACUCCGCCAUCAACUGCCGCACCGACAACACAAUUCUGUUAUCAACUUCUCAUCACUUUCUCAUGGCUGCGUGCGGUUUUGGGACUUCAACCCUUAAAGUUGCAAACUUGGAGUGGGGCAUUGUUACACCCAAAUUCAUCAAUUUGCAGACUUUGUAUGGUUUGAAGCCCCCAAAAUAUGUCCCGUUGGCAUUGUCAUACAAAUCGAAGAAGGCUUUGAUGAUUGGGUGCCGGAGUUCGAAAUCCGAGGCUGGGCCUGAUUCUACUACAAAUUUGGAGGACAACCCUGAAGAAAGUCUGUCUUCUGAUGUGCCAAGCACAUACGUUCCCAAUCCGUUUGAGGUAGAAUCUCUUCUGACAGUUAUGUGUGACACAAAAUCAGUAAUGCAGUUUGAACUUAAACUUGGGGACUUUCAAUUACAUGUGACAAGAGAAUCGGCUGAGCAGAGCGCUCCUCCACAUGCUCCAGUUCCUGCACCAGUUGCUGCCCAAUCAGUUACUGAAACCCCUGCCUCUGAUAAUUCUGAUCCGUCACCGCCUUUAGCCCUCACCAAACCAUCAUAUUUCUCUGGAAGAGUUCAGACCUUGCUUGACAAGGCAGUGGAUGAAGGUUUGGCAAUACUUCAAUCUCCAAGGGUUGGAUACUUUAGGAGAUCUAGGACGAUUAAAGGGAAACGUGCUCCUCCAUCUUGCAAAGAGAAGGAUACAGUGAAGGAGGGUCAGGUGCUCUGCUACAUCGAACAGCUAGGUGGUGAACUACCUGUUGAGUCCGACAUUUCUGGCGAGGUCGUUAAGAUACUUAAAGAAGAUGGCGAUCCCGUUGGAUAUGGUGAUGCUCUUAUCGCUGUCCUUCCUUCCUUUCCUGGGAUAUUACUAUGAAAACUCCAGUAGCUAGUAUCGUGAUUAGAUUGAACAAAUUGAAUGAACAGACGGAUUAGCUCUAUGAAUUUUCUUAUGUAUUUGUUGCCUAUAAAUAGAAAUCUAGUUAUUCUUGUAGAUCCUACGUGAUUUGUCCAAUGUUGUGUGUAUCCAUCAGUUGUACUGACUCUAUAACCACGCUACAUUUUCAUCGAAAUGUAUUCCAUGAUUCGACUUUUUUUCAUUA
Salvia splendens (bonfire salvia) is the source of this 1178-nucleotide messenger RNA. Its product is annotated as biotin carboxyl carrier protein of acetyl-CoA carboxylase 2, chloroplastic. The transcript has 9 exons. The coding region runs from base 137 to 952 and encodes 271 amino acids. The record is from RefSeq and is a predicted model, not a curated record. Lineage: Eukaryota; Viridiplantae; Streptophyta; Magnoliopsida; Lamiales; Lamiaceae.